Coccidioides posadasii C735 delta SOWgp is the source of this 785-nucleotide messenger RNA. RefSeq lists its product as uncharacterized. Lineage: Eukaryota; Fungi; Ascomycota; Eurotiomycetes; Onygenales; Onygenaceae. The record is from RefSeq and is a predicted model, not a curated record.
CCCGAAUCAAAACGCUCAGGACUCAAUUGCGGCCCUCGCUAAGGGAAAACCCCAAUAAAAAUCAGAGGCCAGAGGAUACUGGUCGCCCGCCUUCUCUUCCUGUACAUUACAUUGAGACCAUAUCACGCCUACUAUCCGCACAUCUCACUUUGGUCGCUCCGCAUCAACCACAUUCUAACCCACCAUGCCUGUGCAUAAGGUGCUUUUUUGGAGCGGUUUCGGUAUUGCCGUCCGUCUCUGGCAGCUCGGUAUCGAAAUGCGCCCCUUCUUUAACAGAGAAUCUUUAUGGGUUUACCCACUUUUUGCGACCGUCGGCGGAAGCUUUGGAUACUGGCUUGAAGGGGUGGAAUCGAGACAAUUGAAAAUGCUCGCAGAUAGAAAAGAGAUGCUUUUGGAAAAACGACGAAGAAGAGCCGAGAGAGAGGCUGGCGAGCCAGGGUUGAGCAAGAUAGAAGAGGGCGGAAUGCUGGCCAGCACUUCGUAAACAAUACUUGGGUGAAUUCGAUUGAGACCCAGGUGGCAAUACAAUCUUGACGCGGCUGGUCGGGUCCGAUAGAGUAUAAGGGACGGAGACGCAGAGAAAAAGGACAGGAUGUCCAAAAAUAUAACGAAUGGUUCGGUUCCGUGGAGGCAUGAAGAAAAGGACUCUGGCAUGUUCUCUGCGAUUUUACAAUUGGUUCAAUUCUGUCAAUUCCACUAUGUUUUCCGAGAAACCCCCAAAGGAUGGUAUGAAAAAUAGAUGUAAAAUAACUACAUUUUAACCUUGCAUCCCUUUUCAGUUCUCG